UACAAGUGCCAUAACUGUUUUGCCGAGCCAAUAUUCUGUACAAAGUGCUGCCGGACACAACAUGCAAGGCUCCCUUUCCACCGGAUGAGUCAAUGGAAUGAAGAUUUCUUUGAUAGAACUACACUCACUAAGCUAGGUGUAGAGAUCCAUCUUGGUCAUGGAGGACAGCCUUUGCCCCAACCAUAA
Messenger RNA from Suillus discolor, 186 nucleotides. RefSeq lists its product as uncharacterized. The record is from RefSeq and is a predicted model, not a curated record. Lineage: Eukaryota; Fungi; Basidiomycota; Agaricomycetes; Boletales; Suillaceae. The annotation marks the transcript as partial. The transcript has a single exon.